Messenger RNA from Penicillium daleae, 279 nucleotides. RefSeq names its product 60S ribosomal protein eL43. NCBI's taxonomy places the organism in Eukaryota, Fungi, Ascomycota, Eurotiomycetes, Eurotiales, Aspergillaceae. Gene Ontology annotation, cellular component: ribosome. The record is from RefSeq and is a predicted model, not a curated record. Gene Ontology annotation, biological process: translation. Bases 1 to 279 code for a protein of 92 amino acids. Gene Ontology annotation, molecular function: structural constituent of ribosome. The transcript has 4 exons.
AUGACCAAGCGCACCAAGAAGGUCGGUAUCACCGGCAAGUACGGUACCAGAUACGGUGCCUCUCUGCGUAAGCAGGUCAAGAAGGCCGAAGUUUCGCAGCACGCCCGUUACAUCUGCACCUUCUGCGGCAAGAACACCGUGAAGCGCAAGGCUGUUGGUAUCUGGGAGUGCAAGGGCUGCAACAAGACCGUCGCCGGUGGUGCCUACACCGUCUCGACCCCCGCCGCCGCUGCCACCCGCUCCACCAUCCGUCGUCUCCGUGAGAUCGUUGAGAUCUAA